Molecule: messenger RNA, 633 nt
Organism: Phodopus roborovskii (desert hamster)
Lineage: Eukaryota; Metazoa; Chordata; Mammalia; Rodentia; Cricetidae
Gene: Tmem187
Product: transmembrane protein 187
Cellular component (GO): transport vesicle
Source: RefSeq, a predicted model, not a curated record
AUGAGCACACAGGGGCGGAGCUACCGCCCGCUCCCAGGCCAGUCACACCACCCCGCGACGUUGCCGCCUUCGCCCGCGCCUCCCAAACGAGCCCGGACAAAGUGGGAGGAAGCCCUCUUAUACGUGGUUGUGGCCAGCUGUCUCUGUGUGGCUAAUAUCCACACCAGUAUUUUCAACAGUGUUUUUGUAGAAAUGGGCAAUGAACACUAUCCUGAAGCACCAGUGGCCAGCCUGUCCACCUUCCUAGCCAUGCCCUUCAAAUCAAUCAUUAACAUAGCCUACAUGCUCCUGGGAGGUCUGUCCCCAUCAAGUUACAACCUUGCCCUUUGUCCACAGGAGUUUGAGGCAGCACUAGCUCAUGUGGUAGCAGCUGUUGGAGAGGUCCUGUGCACCCAUAGAUAGUUCAGUAGUAUCUCCAUAGUUACCUACCUAGCUUUUGGCCUGCUGUCAUGCCUGGGCUUUGUGGUACUCAAGAUGUGUGAACAUCAGCUUUCACAAUGGCAUCUAUCCCUGCACCUCAUAGGCCACCUCUGGUCUAAGGUCUAUGAUGAUCUCUAGUUCCACUUUGCAUUUUUGUUUCUGACAAAUUUAAACACCUGCCCAAGACCACAUACAAAGGAGAAAAUGUGCUAA